Osmia lignaria (orchard mason bee) is the source of this 4637-nucleotide messenger RNA. It is a transcript of the gene clu, whose product is annotated as clustered mitochondria protein homolog. Gene Ontology annotation, biological process: organelle organization; intracellular distribution of mitochondria. Gene Ontology annotation, cellular component: cytoplasm. NCBI's taxonomy places the organism in Eukaryota, Metazoa, Arthropoda, Insecta, Hymenoptera, Megachilidae. The record is from RefSeq and is a predicted model, not a curated record. Gene Ontology annotation, molecular function: protein binding; mRNA binding.
UACAUUAGACUUUGCACUUCGUCGAAACGCACGUGCGGUAGAGAAAAGCGGCUCAGAGUGUUUCAGAGUUAGUGUGCUUCCUCGUGAAAGGAGUUGGAACGUUGUUUUCGAACGAAAUUCUGAGAGGUGUGCGUGCGGUGUUACUGUGGUUAAUAAAGAACUGACGGUUUAAACGGGAGCCUUGUGAAACUUUAUAAGGGAUUGUCAGAGAAAGAUGACAUUGGGAGCACAAAUCGAGGCCUCCACGGAAAAUGGGAGUAUGAAAAUCCCUCUGUUGAACGGCAACGAGGAUCAAACAGCUACUGAUAUGAAGGAAACCGCGGAGGAGACCGGAAGUACGAGCACAGCCUCGAAAAACGUUGUCGAGAAGGGUGAAGUGGAAGCGACGAAAGAAAAAGGAGACGAGAAUGAAAAGGAAAAGGAAAAGGACGAGGAAAAGGAUAAGAAGAACGAUAAGAGUGAGAAGGAUGGAGAUGGUGAUAAGGAUGGUAACAGCGAGCAAGAAAUUGUUUUUAUUCAAGACAUGGGAUUCACUGUUAAAAUAGUUAGUCCAGGUGCUGAACCCUUUGAUAUACAAGUUUCCAGUAUGGAGCUGGUACAGGAGAUCCAUCAGUUGCUGAUGGACCGCGAGGACACCUGCCACCGUACAUGUUUCUCCCUACAGCUGGACGGCAACACCUUGGAUAACUUUGCCGAAUUGAAGAAUAUCGAAGGUCUGAAAGAAGGUUCGGUGAUUAAAGUAGUAGAGGAACCAUACACGAUGCGGGAAGCUCGUAUACACGUGCGACACGUUCGUGAUCUGUUGAAGUCUGUGGAUCCUGCGGACGCUUACAACGGCGUCGAGUGUGCCAGUUUAUCGUUCCUAAACGUCGUCACGAACGGCGACAUCCUCGAGAAGAAAAAGAGCAGGGCGGAUUCGGUCGACUGUACUCCACCUGAUUACAUUAUACCCGGCUGUAAAGAUAGACCGUUACUACCUCUACAACCGCAAGCCAAAGAGCAGAAGUGUCCUCCUUGUUUAAAAGUUUUAACGACUUCCGGAUGGAAUCCACCACCGGGCCACAGAAAGCUUCACGGUGAUUUGUUAUACUUACACGUUGUAACGUUAGAGGAUAAGCAAUACUAUUUGACUGCGUGCGCCAGAGGAUUCUUUGUCAAUCAGUCAACAAAAGAGGUGUUUAAUCCAAAACCAGCGACCCCGAGUCAUCUGUGUCACAGCUUAAUUGAACUACUGAAUCAGCUUAGCCCGGCAUUUAAACGGGGUUUCGCUGCUAUGCAAAGGCGAAGAACCCAACGGCAUCCAUUUGAAAGAGUUGCCACACCGUAUCAACUCUAUGCGUGGUCCGCGCCUCAGAUUGAACACACGAUUGACGCGAUACGCGCCGAAGAUACUUUCUCCUCCAAGUUGGGCUACGAGGAGCACAUCCCUGGACAAACUAGAGACUGGAACGAGGAGUUACAGACAACAAGAGAGCUGCCACGUAAAAAUUUACCAGAAAGACUGCUUAGGGAACGCGCUAUUUUCAAAGUUCAUAGUGAUUUCGUUGCGGCUGCAACUCGAGGAGCAGUAGCCGUGAUAGACGGUAAUGUGAUGGCAAUAAAUCCAGGGGAAGAGGCAAAAAUGCAGAUGUUCAUUUGGAACAAUAUCUUCUUCUCGCUUGGAUUCGACGUUAGAGAUCAUUACAAAGAGUUAGGCGGUGAUGCUGCUGCUUUUGUCGCGCCUCGUAAUGAUCUUCAAGGUGUCAGAGUAUACGCUGCCGUUGACUUACCUGGUCUUUAUACACUCGGUACCGUUGUAAUCGAUUAUAGAGGAUAUCGUGUCACCGCUCAGUCGAUCAUCCCAGGAAUCUUGGAACGCGAGCAGGAGCAAUCUGUUGUUUAUGGUUCCGUAGAUUUUGGUAAAACGGUUCUCACGCAUCCCAAGUACCUUGAAUUGUUGAACAAAACUGGUCAACAAUUAAAAAUUCUUCCACAUAAAGUAAUCAACGAUGCCGGUGAAGAAAUUGAACUUUGCAGUAGCGUGGAAUGCAAAGGAAUCAUCGGUAAUGAUUCUCGACAUUACGUGCUGGAUUUGUUACGGACUUUCCCUCCUGAUGUUAAUUUCCUUAAAUUGGAAGGCGUCGAGCUAAGCAAAGAAGCUAGAGCUUUAGGUUUUCCAAUCGAGCACAAGCAUAAAUUAGCUUGCCUUCGUCAGGAACUGAUUGAUUCCUUUGUUGAAGCUAGAUACGUCCAAUUCAUUAAGCACGCCGCUGUUCAUCUUCAACAAUUAACGUCUGCGAGAAGAGUGCAGAAGGAGAAGGAAACUAUUGUUAAGGAAGGUAAAAAAGAAGAAUCAAAUGUCGUUGCAGUGGAUAGUAAUAAGGAAGAUUCUACUCAUGCGUUAAUUGAAACAGACGAGGCCAAAAAGAUUGUGGAGAGUAUUACUGAUUCCAUUACUGGUGGAGAGAAACAAGAAUUGGAAGAGAGUACGAAGGAAAUAGUUCGAAGAGCUGCCGCAGCUGUUGGAAGUUUGCGAGAAGCUGAAUUCGACGUUAGAUUUAAUCCAGACGUAUUUUCGCCGGGUGUAAAACAUCCAGAUCCAAAUGGUCCUGCGUUAAAGAAACAGAAACAGUUGGUGCAAGAUGCUGCCGACUUUUUAUUGACUGUACAAAUUCCUACUUUUAUUCGAGAGUGUUUGGAUCACACAGCUGCUGCGAUGGACGGUAGUACAUUAGUGGAAGCUUUGCACGGUAAAGGUAUCAAUGUACGGUAUCUUGGUAAAUUGGCUGCCAUGUUAGCUAACGUUCCACAGUUACAGUAUCUUAAACGUAUCGUUGUUUCGGAACUUAUUUUACGUUCAGCAAAACACAUCUUCACGUUUUACAUGCAGGGUACAGAAUUAAUGAGCCUAUCUGCAGCAAUUAGUCAUUUCUUGAAUUGCUUAUUGUCUUCAGCACAAAUCAUUCAUCCGCAACAGAAUCUAGAAGAGCUUCAGAGUAAAACUGCCAAGCGACGCAACAAAAGGAAAGGUAGAAAUAAUGGUCCGCAGCAGUCCGAGGUGGAAUGGGCUUCCUUAACACCAAAGUCUCUCUGGCAACAAAUUAAAGCGGAUCUGAAAAGUUACUACGAUUGGGAAACACCGUGCCCGGAGUCAUUGGACGCUACGAUAGAGAAUUUUCAUCUUCAGAAAAUCUCUCUGCUGCGCAACUUCUGUAUAAAGACUGGUAUUCAAAUAUUGUUACGCGAAUACAACUUUGAAAAUAAGAACAGAGCGACGUUCUUCGAAGAAGAUAUCCUCAGUAUAUUCCCUGUUGUUAAACAUAUCAAUCCUAGGGCAAGCGAUGCGUACAAUUUCUACACGACAGGUCAAAGUAAAAUUCAGCAAGGUUAUUUGAAAGAUGGAUAUGAAUUGAUCAGUGAGGCAUUAAAUCUCUUAAAUAAUGUUUACGGUGCUAUGCAUCCUGAAAUCGCGCAGUGUCUUAGAAUGCUUGCGCGAUUAAAUUACAUAAUGGGUGAACAUGGAGAAGCUCUUGCUACUCAACAAAAAGCAGUUCUUAUGUCGGAAAGAGUUAAUGGAAUUGAUCACCCAUAUACCAUUACAGAAUAUAUUCAUCUAGCUCUAUACUCCUUUGCCAAUGGUCAAGUGUCUGUGUCAUUGAGGUUACUAUACAGGGCGCGAUAUUUGGCGUUAUUAGUUUGCGGUGAAGAUCAUCCAGAAGUAGCGCUUCUUGAUAGUAACAUUUCGCUGAUACUUCACGCCGUUGGAGAAUACGAAUUAUCGCUCCGCUUUUUGGAGCAUGCUUUAGCUCUGAAUCUCCGAUACCAUGGCCCAAGGUCUCUGAAAGUAGCUGUCUCUUAUCAUCUCGUUGCCAGAACUCAGUCUUGUAUGGGUGAUUUUCGUGCGGCAUUAAACAACGAGAAAGAAACUUACGCUAUAUACAAGCAACAAUUAGGCGAGGAUCACGAGAAGACCAAAGAAAGUAGUGACUGUUUGCGACACCUUACCCAGCAGGCCGUUGUUUUACAAAAGAAGAUGAACGAAAUUUAUACCGGUAAAUCCGGUGUCAGUCUGCCACCAAUUCAGGUACAACCACCCAGUAUGGGAUCCGUGCUCGACAUGUUGAACGUGAUCAACGGUAUUCUGUUCGUUCAAAUCAGUCAACAGGAUAUUGAAAACUUUAAAGCUGAAAUAGAGAAACGACAGAAAGAACAGACGCCUGACGGUGAAACCAAGGCGCUUCAAAAUGGAGGCAAGAAAGAAAAUAAGAAGGAGGACAAGGAUAAUAAUAAGAAAGAAGAAAAAGAGAAUAGAAAAAAUGAGAAAGAAUGUAAGAAAGAUGAGAAAGAGAAUAAGAAAAUAGAAAAGAAGGUUGAUGCGCAGAAAAUAGAAUUGAAGAAACUUGAAGAAAACAAGACAACGUUAGAACCAGUGGCCGCAGAAAGCUGAGCUCAUUCUAAGUCGCUAAUGAUGAUACUUAGUAGUUUUUUUUUUCUGAAUCCUAGUCUUUUCCUGCCCGCGCGUCCAGUCUUUGCAGGAGUAACGCGAGUACGGUAUACAUAAUAAAUUGAUUGGGAUUAAAACGAAUAUGGCAGUGAUUGUUCGAUGAGGAUCGUUAUUUGAUGUAUCGUAUAUACAUUUAUGAAAAAAAAAAAAAAAA